Molecule: messenger RNA, 648 nt
Organism: Colius striatus (speckled mousebird)
Lineage: Eukaryota; Metazoa; Chordata; Aves; Coliiformes; Coliidae
Gene: CAPZA3
Product: capping actin protein of muscle Z-line subunit alpha 3
Biological process (GO): actin cytoskeleton organization; barbed-end actin filament capping
Cellular component (GO): actin cortical patch; F-actin capping protein complex
Molecular function (GO): actin filament binding
Source: RefSeq, a predicted model, not a curated record
AUGCUACAGACCUGCUACAGUGACUGAGGGGGAAACUGCUUCUUUGACCCUCAGGACUAAUUCUGUUUUGAGUUUGACCACCUGUGGGAGGUAAUCAGCAAACCAGUUGUAGGAUGUGAUGCUAGACGGAGUUGUUGAGAAGAGUUGGUGAGAGGCCUUCCAUGGGGUUUGAAGGCCUUUGUGAGCUGCUACUUUCCUGUAGGAAACUGCUGUGUGGUCAAAAAAAGACUUAGGAAGAGGCAGCUGUUUAUGGCCUGCAUUGAGGAAAAAAUCAGGAACAGCUUUUGGAAGUCAGACUGGAUGACUCCACUUACUAUAUAGGUUACAGGGAUCUUUCUCCUUGUGAUGCACUAAUUCAAAGAUGCCAACCUCCACGUAAUUGUCUGUGUGAGCAAGUCUGUGAGUGAGACUCUAAAUGCUAUAGACCAAAGUCAGUGUGCCACAGAUUUUGUGAAACUUCUGAAAGCUGAGGAUACCAAGUUUCAUAUUGCCAUUCUGGAAAACAUUCAGGUUUUGUCAGAGGAAACCCUAUUACUCAACACUUUUAUGAACUGGAAUAAACUAUUGAAUGAUCAGUAUCUGAACAUCAAUGUCUCUGAUAGAGAAGUGCCUCCACACUUAUUGAAACUAUUUGAUAUGAUGGCCUAA